AAGCAAUUCCAAACACUUUCACCCUAUUGCGCACUUCUCACUCUAGAGGCCCACCCACCCUUUCUCACUCUCUCUCUAUCUCUCACAGCACCCAAUUUCUUUUUCUUUCUUUUUUUUAUUAAAAAAUAAGACAAGGAAUAAAAGCUCUGAAUUUUGGAUUGCCUUCUGUUUCAUACAAUUUCGAUUGAUUGCAAUGACAAGGCCUAAUCAAGAGGCGGUUGAGACAUUCGUCAGCAUCACUGGUUUGCCUGAGGCAGUAGCGCUGCAAAAGCUCGAGGAGCAUGGAGGUAAUCUCAAUGAAGCAGUCAAUGCACAUUUUAGUGAAGGAGACAGAAUUUUAACAACUGGCACUCACAGUAGCUCUACUGCAUUUCCUCAAGAUGAUUUCAUGGAUAUAGAUGAUCAACAGGAUGCAGAUAUUCAGAGAAUUCCUUCACUUCCAGCUUUAGCAGCAAAUGUCAAUCCGUUUUCUCUUCUUGAUCCUACACUUGGGAGAGGUAUAUUUGGUACUCCUCUUGAUUCAACUGUCCAGGCACCCUUUGUUACACAUCCUAGGGAGGUGAGGGAGAUUCCUAUAGAGGUUAAGGAGGGUAACCAAUCCACUACUCAAUCUGGUCAUCCAUCCAUUGAAGAUGUCACUGGAACUGUUGAUGCCCGUGGUCCAGAUAUCCAUGGGACUGUCAUAAUCAACGAUGAAGAUGAUGACACUCCACUUGCCCAGAUUGCACAUCAAGAUGAGCAAAACCAUAACAUCCUGGCUGAUGCCUCACUCAAUACCCGUGCUAGACCUAGUGCUCCUGAAUCUGAGAAUUUACCAGAUUAUAACAAUGACAUAGAAGAAGAAAUGCUUCGGGCAGCCAUUGAGGCUUCUAAACGGGAGGCUGAGGAAAAUUACAGAACUCACAAACUUGGAAGACAAACUGACUCAACUGAAUCAGGAUCACAGUCAAGGCAAUCAUAUUUGGAGGAUCCCGAGCUUGCCCAUGCAGUUUCAUUGUCCCUAAAGACAGCUGAGCAAGAAAAAGCAUGGCGUGUACAAGGAGGAGAUUCUGAAUCUCCACCAGCCGGGCCAUCAAAGUCAUCAGAGGCUGGACCAGUGGAAGUGGCAUCUAAUGGAAGGUUGCAGGCAGGAAGCUUGUCCUUUCAUGAUGAAGCUGAAGAUAUAGAGGAGCAACCACUCGUUAGGAACAGAUCUAGACAUAUGUCUUCAGGAUCCGCAGGGUCAGUCAAAGAUGUUGAAUUUGCUGAGGCUAGCACACUACCAAGCACAGCGCCACAGGAGACCAGUAAUCCUCCUCAUAAUAGAAAUUCCUUCCCCUCUGAUGAGUGGGGUGGCAUAUCUUCAGAGGAGCAUGAUGAAGCAGUAAUGCUUGAAGCUGCAAUGUUUGGUGGAAUCCCGGAAGGUACUGGAUACCAGUAUGCUUAUGCACCACAUGAGUUUAUGCAAGGUAGGGGUUCUAAUCCUCGUGCCUCAUAUCGCCCACCUUCACCAUCACUAGCAGCACAGCGUUUGAUAAGGGAACAGCAGGAUGAUGAAUAUCUUGCAUCAUUACGAGCAGACAGAGAAAAAGAAUUGAAGGCCAGAGAAGAAGCCGAGGCUGCUCUUGAAGAGGAAAGGCGGAGAGCAGAAGAAACUCGCAGGAAAUUACAGGAAGAGCAGGAAUUGGAAACACAAUUAGCCGCCAAAGAAGUUUCCCUGCCCCCAGAACCAUCACAGAGGCCCACCCACCCUUUCUCACUCUCUCUCUAUCUCUCACAGCACCCAAUUUCUUUUUCUUUCUUUUUUUUAUUAAAAAAUAAGACAAGGAAUAAAAGCUCUGAAUUUUGGAUUGCCUUCUGUUUCAUACAAUUUCGAUUGAUUGCAAUGACAAGGCCUAAUCAAGAGGCGGUUGAGACAUUCGUCAGCAUCACUGGUUUGCCUGAGGCAGUAGCGCUGCAAAAGCUCGAGGAGCAUGGAGGUAAUCUCAAUGAAGCAGUCAAUGCACAUUUUAGUGAAGGAGACAGAAUUUUAACAACUGGCACUCACAGUAGCUCUACUGCAUUUCCUCAAGAUGAUUUCAUGGAUAUAGAUGAUCAACAGGAUGCAGAUAUUCAGAGAAUUCCUUCACUUCCAGCUUUAGCAGCAAAUGUCAAUCCGUUUUCUCUUCUUGAUCCUACACUUGGGAGAGGUAUAUUUGGUACUCCUCUUGAUUCAACUGUCCAGGCACCCUUUGUUACACAUCCUAGGGAGGUGAGGGAGAUUCCUAUAGAGGUUAAGGAGGGUAACCAAUCCACUACUCAAUCUGGUCAUCCAUCCAUUGAAGAUGUCACUGGAACUGUUGAUGCCCGUGGUCCAGAUAUCCAUGGGACUGUCAUAAUCAACGAUGAAGAUGAUGACACUCCACUUGCCCAGAUUGCACAUCAAGAUGAGCAAAACCAUAACAUCCUGGCUGAUGCCUCACUCAAUACCCGUGCUAGACCUAGUGCUCCUGAAUCUGAGAAUUUACCAGAUUAUAACAAUGACAUAGAAGAAGAAAUGCUUCGGGCAGCCAUUGAGGCUUCUAAACGGGAGGCUGAGGAAAAUUACAGAACUCACAAACUUGGAAGACAAACUGACUCAACUGAAUCAGGAUCACAGUCAAGGCAAUCAUAUUUGGAGGAUCCCGAGCUUGCCCAUGCAGUUUCAUUGUCCCUAAAGACAGCUGAGCAAGAAAAAGCAUGGCGUGUACAAGGAGGAGAUUCUGAAUCUCCACCAGCCGGGCCAUCAAAGUCAUCAGAGGCUGGACCAGUGGAAGUGGCAUCUAAUGGAAGGUUGCAGGCAGGAAGCUUGUCCUUUCAUGAUGAAGCUGAAGAUAUAGAGGAGCAACCACUCGUUAGGAACAGAUCUAGACAUAUGUCUUCAGGAUCCGCAGGGUCAGUCAAAGAUGUUGAAUUUGCUGAGGCUAGCACACUACCAAGCACAGCGCCACAGGAGACCAGUAAUCCUCCUCAUAAUAGAAAUUCCUUCCCCUCUGAUGAGUGGGGUGGCAUAUCUUCAGAGGAGCAUGAUGAAGCAGUAAUGCUUGAAGCUGCAAUGUUUGGUGGAAUCCCGGAAGGUACUGGAUACCAGUAUGCUUAUGCACCACAUGAGUUUAUGCAAGGUAGGGGUUCUAAUCCUCGUGCCUCAUAUCGCCCACCUUCACCAUCACUAGCAGCACAGCGUUUGAUAAGGGAACAGCAGGAUGAUGAAUAUCUUGCAUCAUUACGAGCAGACAGAGAAAAAGAAUUGAAGGCCAGAGAAGAAGCCGAGGCUGCUCUUGAAGAGGAAAGGCGGAGAGCAGAAGAAACUCGCAGGAAAUUACAGGAAGAGCAGGAAUUGGAAACACAAUUAGCCGCCAAAGAAGUUUCCCUGCCCCCAGAACCAUCGUCAGAUGAUGAUAACGCUGUUAAUUUGCUGGUAAAAAUGCCAGAUGGCAACCGUCGUGGACGCCGAUUCCUAAGAUCUAAUAGGCUACAGUCUCUGUUCGACUUCAUAGACAUCGGUAGGGUGGUGAAACCAGGCAGUUACAGACUGGUGAGACCAUAUCCUAGGCGUGCUUUUAGUGAUGAAGAAAGUGCUUCAACUCUGGCUGAACUUGGCCUAAACAACAAGCAAGAAGCUUUGUUUUUGGAGUUAAUCUGAUGCAUUGUUGGAAUUUGCUACGAAACAAGCUAUUGAAGUUUUUAGUUUAUUAAUUAAAAUUAAAAUUUGAACUACAAUACACAGACGGAUAUGACAUUUUAGUUUAAUCUGGGAUUGUACUGUUUGGGUGAUGCAAUUUAUAAAUUUACAGAUCUACAUGAAA
This is a messenger RNA of Vigna umbellata (rice bean), 3803 nucleotides long. The record is from RefSeq and is a predicted model, not a curated record. Lineage: Eukaryota; Viridiplantae; Streptophyta; Magnoliopsida; Fabales; Fabaceae.